GUUGGUGGGUGAUGCUGCGGACGUCGCUAUCCAAGAUGGCUGCUACCAUGGUGGAACAUGUUGUCGUAGAUGCGGGAGGAUUUUUGAAGAAAGCUCCUCUUCAGGAAAUCGGGAAGAAUAUCUACACCCUGAAGGAGUUAGUAGAGGAAAUUAGAGACAAGCCACCGGAGGAGUCUGUCAGUCCUCCAUAUAAACUCAACUUCAAAGAGCCGUACCCAGAGGACAUCAGAUUAGUGUUGCUGUCUGUGUUGAGUGACGAGUUCUCCAAGAAGACUGGAGACUACCCCAGCCUUCUGCCACAGACAUCAAGGUUGGCUCUGGCAUACCAGCUGGAGAGGGAACACGUUGGGACGGACCACCUGAGGAAAGAAACCGGAGGUCAAGUCCAGGUAUCCAGUACAAGGAGACAUCCAGAGGCUCCCGUUGGCGUGGCAGGAUUCCACUUCCCCUCAAAGAGGCCAGCUGAUGGGCUGUUCAGUGGCAGACAGAGGCCAGCAGCACAGACGCCAGAGCACAACCAGCACAGCUAUAACCCUCCAGAGAUCGCAGAGUACAACAGCUUCCAGUUCUGGAGGAACCCUCUGCCCUGCUUCGACACUGACCUGCUGGAUCUAGUGGACAUUCAGGACCUGUCAAUAUCAGACGGAGCAGCGGACACCGUCCACACAGAACCUGGGACCGGGACCGGGUCAGAGGAGCACGGCAGUGGGUCGGAGGAGGAGGAAGAUGAAGAGGAUGAAGAGGAGGAGGAUGGCGGCGGUUGGAUCACCCCUAGCAACAUUAAACAGGUUCAGAUGGAGACGGGGAUCUGGGCGUCGCCUGCGGACAUUAAAGUGGCGUGUCUCACCACCGACUUCGCUAUGCAGAACGUCCUGAUUCAGAUCGGGCUCCAUGUCCUCUCUGUGAAUGGGAUGCUCAUCAAGCAGGCCAGGAAUUACAUCCUGAAUUACAUCCUGCGAUGUCACGCCUGUUUCAAGACCACCACCAACAUGAAUAAGAGUGUUCUGUCCACCUGUGGCAUCAGAACGCUGAAGAAGGUGGCCGUACAUCGCGAGGACGGAAGCAUCCAGAUGCAUCUCUCAAAGAACCCAAAACCAGUUAUCAACCCAAAAGGAAACAGGUACUCCUGCCCCUGCCACAGGGGGGGCAAACACGGCAGCAACCCCCACCUGGUGGAGGACCACGCGCUUCCCCAGCCGCGUGUUGUCCCGUAAGCCCGCCAGAAGACGGACGUCUUAAACCCAGACUACCUGGCCGGGGGCGGCUCACCUUUCUCUGAUCACGACAUCUACAGCCGCUCUGCCAACCUGCACAUCACAGACGGGCGCGGAGGGGGACGGAGGAGGGCCAACCCAACGCUGCCCGCAAGAAGAAAUGUGUUGAGAAGCCAUCUUGAGAAUCGGAAACCAUCUUGA
Molecule: messenger RNA, 1415 nt
Organism: Salvelinus sp. IW2-2015
Lineage: Eukaryota; Metazoa; Chordata; Actinopteri; Salmoniformes; Salmonidae
Source: RefSeq, a predicted model, not a curated record